AUUUUCUAACUAGGAUAAUCAAUACUAAGAAAAUAAGGAAUAUGCAAUUAUAAUUCAUAUAUGCAUACAUAUACUUACAGAAGCUAUGACAUUAUGUUUUAGAAUAAUUGAAACAUUUAAAACAUCGAUAAUUAUUUUCAGUUGUCUUUGUUUUUCUGAUAAACUGCACUGUUUUUAUGAAAUAGAUAGUAACUUUCUUCCUAAACAUGUUUCAUUAGCUAUCUAACUUUAAUUAUCAAACGAUGAAAUAUAAACAAAAAGAAUGUUAAAUCAUGUUCUUUACAGUAUUCUGUAAUAAUGUAAAUAUGCGAUAUAUAUUUCUAAUAUAGGAUUUAUUUAUCAAGUAAUACACUCAAUAUUUUAUGAAUAUGAUUAAUACAUUAUAUUACUAUGUUAAGUAUUUGUGACUUGUAAAACUACUAUUCGUUUUGAGCUUUGGACUCUAAUAUUUUAUUCAAGUCUACCUAAUUCAUCACCUACCUAAUUUACAAUGUCCUAUAGAUCAUAAAGGAAGAUAAAAUAAAGAGAUUAUUUUGUAUAAAGUAAAUAUUUUAGUAAAAUUAAUAUGAAUCAAGAAAGAACAUCAAGAGAAGUGAAAUUCCCAGUACCAUGGGGUCAUAUUGCAGGCAAGAUUUAUGGAUCUCUGAAAGAAAAAAGAGUUCUAAUGGUGCAUGGUAUUUUAGACAAUGCUGGUACAUUUGACAGGUUAAUUGAACACCUUCCACAGAAGUACCAAUAUGUGAAUAUAGAUUUGCCAGGGCACGGACUCUCAUCUCCAAUGCCAUCUGGAAUGCCAUUGCAUUAUUUUGAUUAUGUCCAUACAAUAUUGUUUGUUUUGGAUGCACUAAAAUGGCAAACCUGCAUAUAUAUUGGACACAGUUUUGGAGCUCAUAUUGCAACAUAUUUCAGUAUUUUAUACCCUGGAAGACUUGAAAAAAUUGUAGCACUUGAUGGAUUUCUACCUUUUCUGGUUAAGGAUAUUGUUCCUUACAUUCGAGAUAUAUAUAAUUUAAAAACUUAUACUAGAGAUUCUAAUAUACUUUAUACUAAAGAUGAAGUAAUGUAUGCUUUGCAAUUUAAAAGAUUUGAGACAUUAAGAAUGGAGGCUGCAGAAGCUUUAUUUAAACGUGCAGUCACUAAGGUUGGUGAUUUGUAUAAAUUUAAUCGUGAUACAAGAUUAAGACAUGUUGUUAGACCAUUUUUUACAUUGGAACAACAUAAGGAAAUUUUUAAAAAAUAUACAACUAAAACAUUAAUAAUUAUAGCGGAUAGUUCCAUGCGAGUAAAUAUUUUGUUGCAAAUAGUAAAAACAUUACCACUAAUUACUAACAGAACUGAUCUUUUUACUGUAAUUCAAGUCAGAGGAAAUCAUGAUGUACAUAAUAAUUAUCCUGAGUGGGUAGCACCACACAUAUGUACAUUUCUAGAUGAUAAGUUACAAAGUAAAUUAUAAAUUAUUUAUUAUUUCUAUAAAAUAUAUAUAUUAUUUUUAUAAAAUAAUUUUUAUUAUAUAAUAUUACAUGAAGGGGAUAUGAGAAUAUAAUUCAUAUUAAAUUUAUUUUUGUAGUACUUAAUGUAAGUCAUUUUUUACAGUAUUUAUAUGCACAGAGUU
Molecule: messenger RNA, 1612 nt
Organism: Bombus pyrosoma
Lineage: Eukaryota; Metazoa; Arthropoda; Insecta; Hymenoptera; Apidae
Product: serine hydrolase-like protein
Exons: 2
Coding region: 566-1453 (295 amino acids)
Source: RefSeq, a predicted model, not a curated record